AUGAAGAGUGCUGCUAGAGGUGGACGUGGCGGCGGGAGAGGUAGGAAGGUUGCUGCACCUCCCUCGCCGCCACCCCCAGCUGAUUCUGCCAACCACCGGAAUGCUCCAUCUCAGGUGGACCUGUCUGACUUGGACCCGUCUCGGACUCCGGUCCAUGAGCCUCGGGCCGACGAGCCUCGAGUCGCCGAGCCUUCUUCCCACGAGACUCGGGUCCCAGAGUCUUUGUCCCACGAGACUCCGGUCCCAGAGUCUUCGUCCCACAUGACUCCAGAGACUAGUGGACAUGCUGGUGGCGAGGACACAUUUUCUGACGAUAGCGAGGGCGAGCUGGUUCAGGGGGGCAAGAAGGUCUACUAG
Molecule: messenger RNA, 357 nt
Organism: Aegilops tauschii subsp. strangulata
Lineage: Eukaryota; Viridiplantae; Streptophyta; Magnoliopsida; Poales; Poaceae
Source: RefSeq, a predicted model, not a curated record